Molecule: messenger RNA, 969 nt
Organism: Penicillium bovifimosum
Lineage: Eukaryota; Fungi; Ascomycota; Eurotiomycetes; Eurotiales; Aspergillaceae
Product: HMG-box domain-containing protein
Exons: 3
Coding region: 1-969 (322 amino acids)
Biological process (GO): anatomical structure morphogenesis; negative regulation of transcription by RNA polymerase II; cell differentiation
Molecular function (GO): RNA polymerase II cis-regulatory region sequence-specific DNA binding; DNA-binding transcription factor activity, RNA polymerase II-specific
Source: RefSeq, a predicted model, not a curated record
AUGUUCACUUCUCCACUUACUAAUGACCCCAACGAUAUGCCUCCUAGCCGUUGCCUCGAGAUCCUUUGGUGUGAGGCAAUGCAGAACAUCGAGGCCGCUGAGGGUCAAAUCCUUGUCCCCGAUAACAUCGUCGAGAAUGUCCUCGGCAUGGAUAACCUCCAGGAAAUGCACAAGCGAUUGGCCAAUAUGAACAAUGGAGUUGCUUACAUGCACUUCGACGAGUCUUUGGACGCCUGGCGCCUUAGCACCACAGACGAGUACCUCAAUGAGAGGACGCCGGCUCAGGAACUGCGAGAUGCUGAGAUUCCUAUCAGCUUCAAAGACCACAAACUGGUCAGCCAGUCUAUUUACCGGUCUGCCGACCUGGGUACACUCCCGAGUCUUCCCGUUCCCGGUGCUGCUGCCGCCGCCCAUGUCCCUCGUCCGCCGAAUUGCUUUAUUCUGUAUCGUCAGGCCAACCACCAUAUUGUCAAAGAGUCCAAUCCCGGCGUGUCCAACAACGAAAUCUCUCGAAUCCUUGGCAAUCGCUGGAAGAACGAGCGCCCUGAAGUUCGUGAACGCUACACUCGGUUGGCUGAUCAGCUGAAGCGCGAGCACGCAGUUAAACAUCCGAAUUAUCAGUAUGCUCCUCGUCGCCCCUCGGAGCGGAAGCGCCGUGGCCCACGUGCCAAUGCUGAAACGAUUCGUUACGUUGAUCAGGAGCCCGCUUUCCAGCAUGCACUAGAGUCUUCCGAGCGCAUUGGGAAAGAUUGGUACAUUGAAAUCGAUGAUAAGCUUGUGGGCAUGCUGAACGACAAAGGACUUCUCUGGGGUCCGAAUGGAGUUGCGCCUGAACCAGAUAGCUACAGCCAAACUGAGCUUAUCUCCAUGGCCAACGAUCUGACCUCCGGUGACAAUCUUGUCACCCUCGACGGCACUCUCAAUCUGAACAUCGACAACCAGGGAAUGCCUCUUCCCACCAUGUUCUAG